This is a messenger RNA of Paramecium tetraurelia, 1332 nucleotides long. RefSeq lists its product as uncharacterized. The record is from RefSeq and is a predicted model, not a curated record. Lineage: Eukaryota; Ciliophora; Oligohymenophorea; Peniculida; Parameciidae. The transcript has 4 exons.
AUGCUAAUCUUCGUUACAUCAAUAGUUUUUACUCAUGUUGUUAGUCAAGAACCUAUACUAUUUUCUAGUUCAUUCACAGAUAAAAAACUAGUUAACUUAGAAGGUAAUAUGAUAAUCUAUAUAGGUUGGAGAAUAUAUCCUGAAAAUCCAUUAAAAUCAGGGUUUGGCUCGUUAUCUGAAAGUGACGAUGAUUACGCAGGAUUGUAUUCAUUAAAUGGAGAGCCUGAUAAGACCUACUCUUGUGGAAUGUAUAAAAUUUAUGAAAACAUUCCUCCUCACCGAUAUUUAAUUAUAAAUGUGAAAACAUUAAUAUCUAAUACAGGCCAAGGAGGUAGAGGCGCACUUAAUAUUAGAGUAAAUGGAAUUUUAAUUAUGCAAGAAGAAUAGCAAUUAGAUAAAGUUAUUAAUUCAAAAAAAACCAGUUUUUAAUUACCUUAUCUAUCAUCUUCGCCUUCCGUAAUAGUUGAAUUUAUUUUUGCUGUGAAAAAUAUUUUUAGAACUAUGACUUUUGGAUUUCGAGAGUUUCAACUAUAUUACAAAUAAUGUCCUACUGGAUGCUUAUUUUGUUAUACUUACGAUCUUAAGUCCAAUGAUUGCAAUUUGUGGUCUUUAGACCAUCACUCAUUAGGUGGUUCAAGUGCGUUGAAUGAAGGUUGGUUAAUCAAUUUAUAAGGCAAAAACUUAUAUAAUAUGGAGUAUUGUUAAGAUGAUAAAGCUCUUAAUUUAAUUGGACUGGUAUUACCUACCCAAUCUAUUGGAAAAACAGUGCAUUUAAAGCCUCAUUAUAAAAUAUUAAUUUAGUUCAAGUUGCUAUUACUAGGAGCUGAUUCUUAGAUGUUCACUUAUUUUAAUCUAGAAUUAAAUGAAGUAGUUGUUACGGAUGUCAAAAUUGCCACUUAUGCAGAAGGAUCCAAGAUUUGCAAAUAUAGAAAUCCUACAAGCUAGGGUGAUUACAUUUUUUAGCCAACUUACGAAAACUUUCAUUAAGAUACAAUUGUAAAUUUUAGAGUUUUUACUUAAGGAGGUAAGGCAUCUAUAGAAAACUUCAGAUGGUCUAUCAGAAAUUUUGAAAUUUACAUUAAGAAAUGCCAUUUAGAUUGUAUUGAAUCUUGUUCUGGUCCAAAAAAUACUUAGUGUAGUAGAGAUAAAUAUCCAUCAUUCAAAAGCUUUAAAAAUUAUUUUACAAAUACCUUAUUUACAGACACAUAAAAAUGGCAAAUGAUAACUCCAAUUUAACCAAAAUCACCAAAUUAUUGUAGUGGUUUAUCAAUCUUUGGUGGUUAUCUUCAAUUAAAUGGUGAUUAUUUUAUUUAAAGAAUUGGUUACUUUUGA